AUGCCAGAAGUAUUCCCAAAAGAUCCGGACGAGAGAGUACCAUUCUCGGUCAGGAUUUUGAAUGAAAGAUUGCCUAAGGGCUAUAGGGCCCCGUCGAUCGGAGAGUAUGACAGGAGCAAAGACCCGGAAGAGCAUUUACGCAAGUUUGAAAAUGCAGCCCUGUUGCAUCAAUACAGUGAUGCUGCCAAGUGUCGAGUUUUCCUGAACACUUUAGCUGGCUCUGCAUUAAAAUGGUUUGAUGGGCUACCUCAAGGAUCCAUCACCUGUUUCUUGGAUUUCAAGAUGACCUUCCUUCACCAUUUUUCCAGCAGCAAAAAAUAUCAAAAGACAUAUCAUUGUCUUUUUGCUCUUAAGCAAGGUCCGACCGAGCCCUUAAGAAGUUAUAUCAACCGCUUCAAUCAAGUGGCCCAGGAUGUCCCCACCGCCACUUCAGAGAUUCUGAUAAGGGCUUUCACUCAUGGAUUAGGAGAGGGAGAAUUCUUCAGAGAUCUCAUAAAAAAUCCCACUCGAAACUUUGAUGAGAUGGUGGAGAAAGCUGCCUGCUACAUCAAAGUAGAAGAAGCACAAGCGGCUUGGAGGAAAGCCGAAAGACCGCCUCCCUCUACCAACAAGCCGGAAGGAAGGGUGCCUCAACCACCUCCUCAACCUCUGCCACGAGCUCUGGAGGCCAGACCUACUUUUCAUCCCGGGCCAGAGAUCAGACCAGCUCCCUGA
This is a messenger RNA of Zingiber officinale, 714 nucleotides long. RefSeq lists its product as uncharacterized. The record is from RefSeq and is a predicted model, not a curated record. The coding region runs from base 1 to 714 and encodes 237 amino acids. NCBI's taxonomy places the organism in Eukaryota, Viridiplantae, Streptophyta, Magnoliopsida, Zingiberales, Zingiberaceae. The transcript has a single exon.